Molecule: messenger RNA, 518 nt
Organism: Girardinichthys multiradiatus
Lineage: Eukaryota; Metazoa; Chordata; Actinopteri; Cyprinodontiformes; Goodeidae
Gene: sec61g
Product: SEC61 translocon subunit gamma
Exons: 4
Coding region: 166-372 (68 amino acids)
Biological process (GO): protein targeting; post-translational protein targeting to membrane, translocation
Cellular component (GO): membrane; Ssh1 translocon complex
Molecular function (GO): transmembrane protein transporter activity
Source: RefSeq, a predicted model, not a curated record
GUGGAGAUGUUAACAACAAUUUGUACAAAGUAAAAGAGGAACACGUCCCACGCAUGCGCUGUGUAAGUCUACGUCAGCUCAGUUUUUUCUUCUAGCCGUGUUUAAGCUACGUGGCCAUCACUACUCCUUCUUCGAAAGAACAGGACGCAAACAGCCCAAAAAAACAUGGACCAGGUGAUGCAGUUUGUUGAGCCCAGUCGGCAGUUCGUCAAAGACUCCAUAAGGCUUGUGAAGAGGUGCACAAAACCCGACCGAAAAGAAUUUCAGAAGAUUGCCAUGGCUACAGCGAUUGGAUUUGCCAUAAUGGGCUUCAUCGGUUUCUUUGUCAAGCUCAUCCAUAUCCCCAUCAACAACAUCAUUGUUGGUGGUUAAACCGUGAUCAAGCGAAAUCUCUUAUCUGGACAGACCUUUGUGCAAAGUUUUAUUGGACUGGUAUUAUGGUGAACUGAAUGGACAACAUUUUUACAUUCUGUGCUCAACAUUUAUAUUUUGUUGUGUAAAUAAAACAAUUAAACACA